This is a messenger RNA of Adineta steineri, 1248 nucleotides long. NCBI's taxonomy places the organism in Eukaryota, Metazoa, Rotifera, Eurotatoria, Adinetida, Adinetidae. The record is from the annotation of a GenBank genome assembly.
AUGAGUUCUGAACGACGAUUUCCAUGGCAAAAAAUUGUUUCUUUUUUUCUACCAUCAAAUCAUCUUCAACGUUAUCAACUCUAUGCAAAUCAAAAUUAUUUACAAUUACCGGUAGAAACAAUCUCACCAUUAGAAAGAAAUACACUUGCAUGUGAAUCGGGUCCGGAUGUUGGUCUAGUUGAUAUUGCUCGUCAUCAAAAAAAAGGAAUUUUAAAAGUAAAUAAUUCUAUAAAAGUUGCUGGCCAAUUUAAUUGGCAAAUACCGAAUGAACAAUUUGCUUGUGGCCUUUCAACAUCUCUCUAUGAUCAUAAUCCAGUAACUGGAGAAGUGAAUGGUGAACCAGUUGCUGAUUGUUUUGGAAUAUGUGCUCAAGAAAAUAAUGCUAUUUUAAUGAUUGCUGAUGGUGUAAAUUGGGGUUAUAAAGCUCGACUAGCAGCACGAUGUGCAAUACAUGGUGCAAUGGCUUGUCUUAAUCAACAAUUAUUUGAAAAGAAAUUAACUACUACAAAAGAUGUUUUCGAACGAAUAAAAGCAGCAAUAGAUGCAGCUCAAGAAUUAAUAUUUAAAAGUGAAGGUUCAUUAACAACACUAACUAUAAGUAUUGUUUGUCCAUCAAAUCGUCGUUGGUUAGUUUGUUCAGCUAUUGUUGGUGAUUCAAAUGCUUAUGUCUAUAGUCGAAAACAGAAAUCCGUUUAUGAAUUAACACAAGGAUCUCGAGAUUUAAAUAAUGAACGUGAUAUGCGUUCACCAGGUGGUGCUCUAGGAACAACAAUGGAUGAAAAAGCUGAUCUUACUAAUCUUACAUAUUCAAUAAUGGAAAUCGAACAAGGUGAUUUUGUAUUUUUAACAACAGAUGGUAUUAGUGAUAAUUAUGAUCCUUGUGUAAGUGGUACUGCUGCUAGUAUUAAAACACCAUUACUUGCUCGAAAAUCAAGUAGUGCAAUAACACAUAUACCACCGAUGUUAAUGACAGCUUAUGAAAGACAUUUAAGUAGUCUUAAACAAAUGUAUUUAUCUAUUGCUGAUAAUGGAGAAGAAUUAACUGCACUUGAUAUAUGCAAUCGUUUAUUACAAUAUGUUAUACGAUUAACAGAUGAACAAAGACAAAUCAUUGAAAAAGGUGUUCGUGAAAAUGAAGGUGUUGAAGGUUUAGAACGUAAUAAAUUUGAAAUGGAAAUGCGAAAAGUAGUUGGAACAAUACCUGGGAAAUUAGAUCAUGCAUCAAUCGUAACUUACCAAGUCAGAUGA